AUGUCCUACUCCGUGUGUCCCAUCGGAUACUUUGGUUUGGACUGUACCGGUAGAUGCAACUGUGAGACAGACCAGAAAUGUUUUGUGGCUACAGGUGGAUGCCGUUCUGGAUGUGCUACAGGUUAUCAGGGUCAAGGCUGCUCAGAAGACUGUCACUCAGGCACCUGGGGCAUAGAUUGUCUGCAGACCUGCGGCACCAGGUGUAAAAACCAGAACUGUCACAGAUCCAACGGUACCUGCCUUGAUGGGUGUGUGGAUGGUUACUUGGGACUCACGUGCAGCGAGGAAUGUAGACCAAACAAAUUUGGUCCUGAGUGUAUUUUUAGCUGCCCCACCAACUGUACUGACAGCAGAUGUAACUCAACUACUGGAUUUUGUCUUCUCUGCAAACCUGGAAAAAUUGGAAAUUUUUGUAAUCAAGAAUGUGACGAUGGAUUGUACGGCCAGAAUUGUUCCAACAACUGCAGCACUCUGUGUGAGAGCCGUCUUUGUCAUCCGGUCAGUGGCGGCUGUUACAACUGUGUCCAGGGAACGUCGUGUGUGCUUGAAUCAGCCGGAGAAACAUCGUCAACAGCCGCUAUAGUACCUGUUGUUACGCUAUUAAUUGUAUCACUUGUACUAGUGGUAUUAAUUAUUGUUUGGAAGCGACGAAGAGGAAGUAUUAAUAGAAAACAAAUACAUGAAAAGAAAACUUUUUACAAGUCGAAUUCUGAUGAAGUAUUAACAGAUGAAAAUAAGGAUAGAAGUGAAAGGGUAUCUAAAGAACUACAUGACGUAAACCAACACGCCUAUACAAAUGUAGCAGAAGAGAUAGAAAAUACCGCCAUUGAAAUCAACCACUUGAGAGGCUAUCUACAAGAUCAUGAUAGCAUUUUUCUUAAGGAGCAGUUUCAGAGAAUACCUCAGCCUGUCGGAGUUUCUAUGCUUGUGGGUCUGGAUGAGCGGAACAUUAAGAAGAAUCGAUACAAAAAUAUCUGCGCAUAUGACCACUCUCGUGUCCAUCUUAACGUGAACUCUGACCAGCAGGACAGUGAUUACAUCAACGCAUCUUACGUGCAGGGGUAUGGAGGUAAAGAAAAGUUUAUUGCCGCGCAAGGACCAACCAGUGUCACAGUGAACGACUUUGUGAGGAUGUUGUGGGAGCAGAGGGUGGACACAGUGGUCAUGCUGACCAACUUGACGGAGGAGGGGAAGAUCAAGUGUGUACAGUACUGGCCAGAGGAAGAUGCAGUAGAGUUUAACGGUAUAGAGGUCAGUCUAGCGGUGACUCGAGUUUUUGCUGACUACACCAUUCGGAAAUUGGAAUUAAACCAGAGCGGCAGCCCCUCCCACACACUGACCCACUACCACUACACAUCAUGGCCUGACAAAGGUGUGCCCACCACACCGUGGAGUCUUGUAGACUUUGAACAACGUGUGGCCGCAGGUGUUACUUCAGUUCCUAUAGUCGUACACUGCAGUGCUGGGGUGGGCCGUACAGGGACCUUCAUCGCUCUGAGAAACUUGAUGAGAGAAGCUGAAGCCACUGGUCGCUUUGAUUUCUUUCAGACGGUUCUCAAACUCAGACAGGAUCGGGUGUUGUUGGUACAAACUGCAGAACAAUACGAGCUUCUCCACAAAGCUGUACUGGUAGCUUCUGUUUGUAUGGGACGAACCAUCUCAUCUACUUGUAUAACACAGAGGUUAGCGGCCCUGGAGAAGAGGAAUCUGACGGGAAAAACAGGGAUAGAAGCUGAGUUUGAUUCUGUGUGUGAAGUAGUUGCUCAGUUAUCAAACAAAAGUACCGAUGACGAAAAUAAUGUCUAUGAAAAUAAUUUUGUUUCAAACUACAGUAAGGAUGGAAUUAUUUUUAACAUAUUUUUUAAAACAUUAUCUAAAGUUAUCAAUUUAUAUUCAAGUGUGUUAUAA
Physella acuta is the source of this 1908-nucleotide messenger RNA. RefSeq names its product receptor-type tyrosine-protein phosphatase alpha. Gene Ontology annotation, molecular function: protein tyrosine phosphatase activity. The record is from RefSeq and is a predicted model, not a curated record. Gene Ontology annotation, biological process: protein dephosphorylation. Lineage: Eukaryota; Metazoa; Mollusca; Gastropoda; Physidae.